CGGCGUGGGGGAUUAGCGGGACGCCGCAGCCCCGCCUUCCCCCUUCGCAUCCCGGGCGCGAUGAGAGGGGGAGAUGGACCCGAGCCGGCGGGACUGGCACCAUGACAUUCGCCGGCUUCGUGGUGGCGCUGGUGAUAGGGACGAUCCCCGGAGCCCGCGGGCUGGGGCAGCUCUCCGCCAGCCUCCCGGCCGCCCGCCACCCGCAGCCACCCGCCCCGGCCCCGCCGCCGCCGCCGCCGCCCCCCGCCGGCUGCCCCGCCGGGGGCUUCGGCGCGGCCCGGCGCCCCUGGACGCCGGCGGCGCCCGCCCUCCCGCGGCGGCGGACGGCGGGCCGGGCGCCGCGGGCCGCACGCAGCUCCUGCUCCCUGCCCGGCGGCGGCGGCGGCGGCCCGGCUGCGCCCCCCGGGGCGGCCGGGGGCCGGGCGGAGCGGGGCCGCGCUGACUGCGAGCGAGGGUCAGUGAGACUCCAGGGUGGCAAGAAUGAGUUUGAGGGUACAGUGGAGGUUUAUUUGAAUGGAAUCUGGGGAACAAUCUGUGGGAGCCAUUGGGACAAUAAUGAUGCAACAGUCGUAUGUCGACAGCUUGCACUUGGUGAAAAAGGUACAGCAAAACAUGUACCAUUUUCUGGACCGGGCCUUAUUCCUGUUUACUGGAGUGAAGUGCGUUGUCGUGGUGAUGAAGAAAAUAUACUGUUAUGUGAAAAAGACAUCUGGCAGGAUGGAACAUGUCCUCAAAAAAUGGCAGCUGCUGUCACAUGUAGCUCUUCCCCGGUCCCUGUCUUUACUCCGAUCCGGCUGGCUGGUGGGAACAACGCUCACGAAGGAAGAGUAGAAGUCUACCAUGCUGGCCAGUGGGGGACUGUCUGUGAUGAUCAGUGGGAUGAUGCAGAUGCUGAAGUUGUCUGUCGGCAGCUUGGCCUUGGGGGUGUUGCCAAGGCGUGGAGCCAGGCUUACUUUGGAGAAGGCUCAGGCCCCGUGCUGCUGGAUGAAGUGCGGUGCACGGGAAAUGAACUGUCGAUAGAACAGUGUCCAAAAAGCUCCUGGCGAGAACACAACUGCGGCCACAAAGAAGAUGCUGGCGUUUCCUGCACACCUCUCACAGAUGGUGCAUUAAGACUAACAAGUGGGAAAGGCAGUCAUGAGGGACGCCUGGAGGUCUAUUAUACUGGGCAGUGGGGCACAAUCUGCGAUGAUGGGUGGACAGAGCUGAAUACACAGGUGGUUUGCCGGCAGCUGGGAUUUAAGUAUGGAAAAAGUGCACCUGAGAGCUACUCAGAAGGAAGCUCUGGGCCCAUCUGGUUGGAUGAUGUCAGCUGCUCGGGGAAGGAGACAAACCUUCUGCAGUGCUCAAGGAGAGAGUGGGGAAAGCAUGACUGCAACCAUCAGGAGGAUGUCAGACUCCUUUGCCAUCCAGACCAUGACAGCCAUAAACUCUCAUUUGGUCCUCCCAUCAGGCUGAUGGAUGGUGAAAAUAAGAAGGAAGGACGUGUAGAGAUUUUUAUCAAUGGCCAGUGGGGCACAAUUUGUGAUGAUGGAUGGUCUGAUAAGGAUGCAGCUGUAGUCUGUCGACAGCUUGGCUACAAAGGUCCGGCUAGAGCAAGAACAAUGGCAUAUUUUGGGGAGGGCAAAGGCCCAAUCCAUGUGGAUAACGUGAAAUGUACAGGCAAUGAGAGAUCCUUGGCAGACUGCAUUAAGCAGGACAUUGGGACUCACAACUGCCGUCACAGCGAGGAUGCAGGGGUGAUCUGCGACCACCUAAGCAAGAAGGCCCCCGGGAACAGCAAUAAAGAUUCUCUUGCUUCUGUUUGUGGAUUGAGGUUACUGCAUCGCCGACAAAAACGAAUAAUUGGUGGGAAAAAUUCUUUACGGGGCAGCUGGCCAUGGCAGGUUGCACUCCGACUGAAAUCUUCCCAUGGUGAUGGAAGACUCUUGUGUGGUGCUACUCUCAUCAGCAGCUGCUGGGUCCUCACUGCUGCACAUUGCUUUAAAAGGUAUGGCAACAACACUCGGAAUUAUGCUGUGCGAGUUGGAGACUACCACACACUGGUACCAGAAGAGUAUGAGGAAGAAAUUGGAGUCCAACAGAUUGUGAUGCAUAAGGAGUACAGGCCUGACAGCAGCGACUACGACAUUGCAUUGGUGAGGCUACAGGGGCCAGAGGAACAGUGUGCCAGAUUCAGUACCCAUGUCUUGCCUGCUUGUUUGCCGUUAAGGAGAGAGAGACCACAGAAAACUGCUCCCAACUGUUACAUCACUGGAUGGGGUGACACAGGAAGGGCUUAUUCAAGAACAUUACAACAGGCUGCCAUCCCCUUACUUCCCAAGAGGGUAUGUGAAGAGCGUUACAAAAGAAGAUUCACAGGAAGAAUGCUCUGUGCUGGAAAUAUCCAGGAACAGAAACGUGUUGAUAGCUGUCAAGGAGACAGUGGCGGACCGCUGAUGUGUGAACGUCCAGGGGAAAGCUGGGUUGUGUAUGGUGUGACCUCCUGGGGCUACGGCUGUGGAGUGAAAGAUUCUCCAGGUGUCUACACAAAAGUAUCAUCUUUUGUACCCUGGAUAAAAAGUGUGACCAAACUAUGAAUGUCUGUAAUGAAAAUGAAACUUUGUUAAUAAAGUUUGAGGCAGGACAACUUGAAGAGCACAGACAGUGCACAGCUGGGGCCCACAGUGGGUGGAAACAGACCCGUUUUCCCAAUUCAUGUGUUUUUCUUUUUGUUAAAUCCAAGCUGUAUACACACAACCUUUCCCGUUAGGGAUUACUAUCCAAACAAAAUCCCUCCCUGGUAAGGAAGUUUAUAUAUUCCACGAACAAGUUACCAUGUAUCUACGAUAGGGGAAAAGUGAUAGCCAGCUUAGAGUAACAUUGGAGCAGGACAGCUGGAGAGUUCACUGUGGGAUUCGCUGCCCAUAGGAAGACUGUAGUAGCUGCAAGCUUCUCUAGAAUUAAUUACAAAUCUCAAAAUUAACCUUCAGUCUAGUUUAUUUAAUCAGCUUUUAACUGUUUUCCUAUUAUUCCUAUGAUCUUACACUCAGGCCUCUAAUUUUGACUCAUGUUUCGCUAGCUGAGACCAUUAGCAGGUUGAUUUCUUGGUAAGUCAUUCCGAGCGUGUAUUAAAAGUUAGAAGGAAGAUAAUUGUCAAUAAUCAGAUCCCCAGCUAUUCUGACAAAUGUUCUCACAGCUUAGUGUGCAUAAAGUACAUUCCCAAGUAAAAUAGGUAGUACACUGGAAGCUAGUUUCCCUGCAAACAUUCUGCACAGCUGCAAGAGCUAGAUCGAAAACAAAUGACCUCUUAUUUUCUUUCCUUUAGAUAAAUAUCAUUUGUCUUCUUUCUGAAAUUCAUAAUUUUUAGGACAUACAGCAUUUUGAAGAGAAUUUACUUUUCCUAUUUACCACUAGCUGUCAGUACAGCAUCAGACUAACAAACAUCCCAAUUCUCUCAUUGCUGAUUUUGGAGGGGCUUUACUCAAGUAAUACUAAGAACCUCUGUCAAUCCUACAAGAGAAAGUUCUAAGUACGUGCGAUGCAAAUACUGGAGAUGUUGAGCCAAAACCUGUCUGAAAAGGUCUAUAAAGUCUUAAACUACUAUUUUCUACAAGAUAAUAUUUAGACAGACAACUCUCUCCUGCUUAGUUGCAACACUGGUUCAGACUGGUCUUACAGGAAAGGUGAGAGUUACAUAGUUUUCAGUGACUUCUCAAGUACUGACAUAUUUUGAUUCCAUUUAAUUCCUUUUACAGAUACUGUUCCCCAUGCUAUGAAAACCUUAAUGGUUUAUUACAAAAAUGCGCUGAUAAAAAGUUACUCUUGAUGUACAAGACAAAUAUAAACCAACUUACUAUCCUUUCAGAAAGGGCCACCCCAUUGAACUUGCCACACAGAACACAGGAAGUAAUCACCAUCUUGGUGCAACACUAAUAGGUAUCGGUUCUGAAAUAUCUGUGACUAACUACAGUCCAGAGGGAGACAGGAAAGUUCAGUGCUACCUCUGUGAUGCCUAUCAAAGGCCAUUCUAUCUGCAAGUGUGCUCUACGUAUUACAUUAACAAACAUGCUUCUUAAAAAGAAACGAAAGCUCUGUGGGCCAUGAAACACUCCAGUGUGACAAGUGUGGCAGAUGUGUCACCACAUGGUGAUUGUGCAACCUGUGACUACCAGUGACUGUCUUCCUGUGUUUCGUAUCCCCACGCACUCUGCCUAUGACAGUGUUGUGUGGCCUUUUGUGAACAAAGUGCGACGCUUGUUUUCAUGUUGUAAGUGGGCAAUCAUUCAUUUCUGUAUGGUUGUGUCUGGUGUUGUAACAGAUAUCCAAGACAACUCAAUCUGCAUACAAAAGUGGCGAUGAUAUUACAGAAGCCCAUGUGAUUUAAGACUUGGCCCUUAUUUCUCUCUGACCUCAAACUUAAGUUUUCAAGGGUCAUGAGUGGUUUAAUUAUCUUGUUGGAACUGGUGCUAAACUAGUACACAAGGUGCUUUAAUAUAUUUUAGUUUUCUGUAAUUCCACACUAUUUGAAAUAGUGUGAAAUGUUUUAUUUAAAAACAUGUCAAAAAAUCAUAGUACUGUGACCACCUACUGUUAGACCUAUUUGAAACACUCUGCUAGUGAACUUUAAAGCCAUGUACGUUUUUACUUAUACAUAGCCCUUUUACUAAAAGGAAAGGGGAAGUAAAUCUGUCAAAAUGUAUCUACUUGUACCAUCAAAGCUUUGCUAUACAAGACCCAUUAUUUUGAGACUUGUGGUGAAGUAGGCUAUAUAGUGCAAUACAUACGUUGUGUACAGGGGAAAUAAUUUUCUUUCAGAAGUUGCACCACAGAAAUAUGAUACUGGGGGGGAGGGGGAAUCAAGUCUGCAUACUAAAUGUAGUAAACAUUUAGAUUUUAGUACAGUAGUUCAUUAGUUUUGAUCUUUUAAUAGGAUGCUUUCUUAGAUUUUAAAAUGUUGCACUACCAUUUUCAUGCAGAGAGCAUGCCUUCUCAGUUUCUAACAUAAAAUGAAAUUGUCUUUAUGUUAUACCAUUCUAAUUUUUGUUCAAUGAGCCUGAUGAUGUACAUGUAUACAAUAAAAACUGCCACACUGACUAUAA
This is a messenger RNA of Aquila chrysaetos chrysaetos, 5081 nucleotides long. RefSeq names its product serine protease 12 (gene PRSS12). Gene Ontology annotation, biological process: proteolysis. The record is from RefSeq and is a predicted model, not a curated record. Lineage: Eukaryota; Metazoa; Chordata; Aves; Accipitriformes; Accipitridae. Gene Ontology annotation, cellular component: dendrite; terminal bouton; synaptic cleft. Gene Ontology annotation, molecular function: serine-type endopeptidase activity.